This is a messenger RNA of Ctenocephalides felis (cat flea), 1153 nucleotides long. Its product is annotated as modular serine protease-like. Gene Ontology annotation, cellular component: membrane. The record is from RefSeq and is a predicted model, not a curated record. Gene Ontology annotation, biological process: proteolysis. Lineage: Eukaryota; Metazoa; Arthropoda; Insecta; Siphonaptera; Pulicidae. The transcript is spliced from 6 exons. The coding region runs from base 62 to 1153 and encodes 363 amino acids. Gene Ontology annotation, molecular function: G protein-coupled receptor activity; serine-type endopeptidase activity.
UGCUAUACCAAAUAAUGGACGUUAUUUAAUUGGAGGGCAAAGUUCUGACCCAGAACCAGGAAUGCCAAUUAAUGAAUGGACAGUUCUCAAAUAUAAAUGUGAUCCUGGCUACUUUUUGAGUGGUAGUGAAACCAUAUUUUGCGUAGGAGGUUCUUGGAGUUCUAUACCAUUAUGUCGAAAAAUGUGCAAUCCACUUACCUCAACUAGUGUGGACAUAUAUUGCGUUUACAAGAAUGAAGAAGUGUCAUGCGAAAAUCCCAUGGCGGCAGGAACUACGGCAGAUUUAACUUGUAAAAAAGGAUACACACUUUACUAUGCACCUGACAACACGAGAAUAACCUGUGAUAUUGAUGGAACUUGGAAUUCUAGUCCUUUCAAAUGCACACCAGAAUGCGGUCUUCCAACUCCAAAAGGUCACGGAUUGAUCAUAGGUGGUCAAAAAGUUAAGGUUGGAGAUUUUCCUUGGCAUGCAGGAAUUUAUGAAAAAAAUGAAACAGACAAUAGAUACAAUAAGCAAAUAUGCGGAGGAUCAAUAAUUAAUGCGAAAAUGAUUAUAACCGCCGCUCAUUGCUUUUAUCCGACCGGUGGUUCGGAACCAUAUGAUAAAUCAAAAUUUGCCGUUGCUGUAGGAAAGAUUUACAGAAGUUGGCUUGACGAGCGAGACGUGUUUGCUCAACUCAACAAUGUAGAUCAGCUUCUCAUACCUUCAACGUAUGACGAUUUGAUUGGCAACUACGCCCAAGAUAUUGCCAUUGUUAUUACACAAUUUGCAUUAACGUUUUCACCAUUUGUACGUCCAAUAUGCGUGCAAUGGACGUUCAGGGGCGAAGAGGAAGAAUUGAAGCCAAACACACCUGGAAUUGUAUCCGGCUGGGGUUUGACGACUGAGAAUGGUGAGCCAAGUGAAGAACUCAAAUCCAUAACUCUUCCAAGUGUUCCCCGAUACGCAUGCCGCGAGAAUUUUCCGGCCGAUUUCCGUCCAUAUUUGACGCCCGGAAAAUUCUGUGCCGGAUAUCAGAACGGUAGCAGCGUCUGUCAAGGGACAGCGGCGGCGGCCUGUUUUCCUCGGGCAUUGGACCAAAACACAACCGUAUACUUCCUCAGGGGCAUUGUUUCCUGUAGGGCCAACUCGGGAUGGAUCAUGCGACUCUAA